AUGUAUAGAAAUGUUAAUAUGGAUGAUGAACAAGCAUAUUUACAAGUUGAUCCACGUUGUUAUGUUCGACAAAAUUCAAAUGCUUCAUUAACGGCACAUAGAAAAUCAGAUACACCACGUCUUGAAAAAGGUCGUUCGCUUAAUGUUGAUACACGUUCAUCACCAUCAACAACGUCCUUAUCACCUUAUCGUCAAAGUAGUUUUGAUGUUACUUUUGCUUAUCAGUCUCAACCACAACCAUUGACAUCAUCGCCUGCGUCAUCAAUACAACAAGAGAUAUAUUAUACACCACGUGGAUCAAGUCUUUCUGUUAUUGGUAAUCCAUUAUCAAAUACGUCAACAAUAUCUCAACAUUUAUCUCCACCCACACCUUCAACAAGUCGAAAAAAUUCUGCUGCUAUUAUUCUUGAGAAAAAAGAUCUUACAGCAACAAUUGAUCCAUUAGAUCAAUCAUCAAAAGUACGUUUAUCAGUUGCACAACGGGAACAUGAAAUUUCUCGAUCACUUGAACAAUCAUCAUCACCAGCUGGGCAACUUUCAUCAUCUAAUCAUACAACAAACGAUAAACAAUCACGUAGUUUUGAUGCUGUUCAUCUUUUACGACCUGGUACGAAUCGUGCUGAUGUAGUUAAUCGUAGAACAAAAUCAUAUGAAUAUGCUGAUGAUCAUCGUCCAUUAAUAGCAUCUAUUGCUCCACCACCUAUUGUUAUUAAAAUUCCUGAUAUGAAUGAGCUUGUUCAAGCAGCUAAAUUAUCUCAAUUAAAAAAUCGAAGAGAAAAUACUGAUAUAGAAGAAUAUCAAAGAAAUACAAGUCGUAAAGCAACUCUUGUUCAACAAAUAAGUAUAAAUGAUCAUAAUAAAGCAACAACAGCAUCACAUGAUCUUUGGCGUUUACGUCAAUCAUAUGAACUUGAGGAACAACAACAAUUAGAUCGAACGUCACCCGAAGAUUUCUCACCAGAUUUAUUGACAUCAACGUCAAUUGAUUCAGCUGGAGCUAUCCCUAUUCAUAAUAGUAAUAAUAAUAAUAGUACGAAUACUGCUAGUGGUGGUGGUGGUGGUGGUGGUGAUGAUGAUCCAUCAAAAUAUCAAUAUCGUCGUAAAAGUUCAUCUAAUCUUUUAUUACCACCACCUGAAGUUCGUCGUCAAGCUCUUCGACGUACAUUUGAAAAACGUCGUAGUUGUAUUAAUCAAUCAAAUAUUCGUCGUGAACAACAAUUACUUCAAAAUCAAAAUGAUGUAGAGGAGGAAAAUAAUAAGGAUUCAAUCAUAGAUUUUUCAAGUUUAUUGAAUAAUUUUAAUUCUAAAAGUGAAAAUUCAAGCUUUGAACGAAGUCUUGAAACUGAUUUUGAUAUGCAAUCAGAUACAAGUAGUCGAGGACCAAAUGAUCAAUUUACAUCAAUUGAAUCAUCCGGAAAUGAAAAUGCUUUACCUGAUGUCAACUAUCGACGACAACAACAACAACAACAACAACAACAACAACAACAACAACAACAACAACAACAACAACAACAACAACAACAACAACAACAACAACAGCAACAACAACAACAAUCACCACAUCAAGAUGAUAGCGGUUAUAGAUCAUUAGAAAGUCAAAAUCGAACAAUUAGUUUAGAUUGGAUGUCACAUGAUGGAGCCGAAAGUGUUAUUUAUGUCGGUGAUGCGCGUAUCCAACAAAGGAGUGUUGAUAUUAAAGAUUUGGAUGAUGAUUUGGCUCAACAACAACAACAACAACAAGAAAAGCAACAACAGCAACAACAACUAACGAACAAUAACCGUUCCAAAAUUCUUCAGAGAGGUCUUCAUCACUCCUAUCAAGAAACAUCAACAAAUCUUAUUCCCCCGAGUUCAUCAAAUUCUAAUAUGAUGCAACAACGCAGUUUAUCAACAAAUAUUCCACUUGUUGAGAAUCAUAAACCAAAUCCAAUUAAUCUCUCUGUAUUACCAAAUAUAAAUCAAGCAAAUUCAAUUAAUAAUAAAAAUAAUAAUAAAAUUGUUCCAUCAUCAUCAUUUAUUCGAACAGCAAGUAAAAAGCGACGAGAAUUCGGUAAAGAUAAACGAAAUGUUUCAUCAAAUGUUAUUCUUUCACAUAUAGCAACUGACGAACAUCAAACGAACGUUUAUCAAAUUAAUGAAACAAAUACGAAACCUUCAUCAUUAUUAUUACAAGUUCGACAUCCUGAUCUUCGUCGAACUAAAUCCGAUGAUACAAGAAAUUUAGUUUCAGGAAGUGAAGAUGAUUCAUAUACAAAUGAAAUACCAUUACAGUCACAUGAAACAAAAUCUGAUACUCAUAUAUCAUCUACUGCUGAUCGUAUACUUGUUUCUACAUCAUCUUCAAAUCCUACUCGACAACAUCUUUCUCCUAAUGUGAAUAAUACGGGUAAUUCUCGUCAUAUUCUUCAACGUUCACCAUCUUCAACGACAUCAUCAGCUACUUCUACUUCACCAGCAGAGGCAUUUCGUUCUCAACGUGGUUCAGUUUCAUUUGAUACUCAAACACCAUUAAUCAAUCCUUCAACACCAUCAACAACAAAUAAAACGAAAACCUUAACAGCAUAUUCGAUUCUUCCGACAUGUAUAACAAAACCUCGUCUAAAAUUUAGUAUGGUACGUGAUACAGCUAUGGCUAGUUUAAGUCAUAAUGUACCCGUUUAUUCAAUGCCAAUAACACGUGAUUAUAGUAUUGAUGAAAAAACCAAUCGUAUUGUUAAUGAAUUUCUUAUGCAUGAUCCAUCAUUAGAUAAAAAAAAAACCGCCAACGAUGAUAUUUCAUAUCGUGGAACACCAAAACGUCAUCACCAUCGAGUACGACAAAAAACGCUUGAAGAAACAGUAUCAAUAAAUAAUAUACAAAAACAAUCUCAACAACAACAACAACAACCUCGAUCAACAGUUAAUAAACAACGUUAUCAUAGUUCUGUACAGACGAAUAUACGUAAGCAUUCUCAUAAUCAAUAUCCAUCUGUACAUCUUCCUGAUAAUAUAGAACAGGAAGAAGAUAGUAGUGAUCCAGCAUCACCUUUAUUAAAACUUAAUCAACAAUCAACAGUUACUACACGACGAGAUAAUAAUCUGGCAGUUGAAUCUCCAUCGAUUAUUAUUACUGGUGAUGAUAGUGGUAGUCAAUAA
Molecule: messenger RNA, 3135 nt
Organism: Rotaria sp. Silwood2
Lineage: Eukaryota; Metazoa; Rotifera; Eurotatoria; Philodinida; Philodinidae
Source: the annotation of a GenBank genome assembly